ACAGGGGAAAGGGAAAAUGAGAGGUUUAGCAACAGGAAAACCGCUAUGAGAACAUUCCAGGCAGAGCUGAGUUGAGGCUGAGCGGGACAAUGAGGGGUGGGACAAAACUAUACACUUUGUAAAAAAAAAUGUAAUCUUGCCUUUUGAUCACGGUCAAAGACAUCAACAAAAGCCUCGCUUUUCAUAGACGUUGCUUGAGAACUCCACUCGGGUCGGAAGAAGUCUGGCUCCGGGGUCGUUAUUAUCAUCGUAGAUCUUGACCGCGAUGACAUCAACUAUCGCUGCUCCUUCGAGUAGUUUUCACCUUUUUCACAACACCAGCUUCUAGUGGACAACUUUUUGACAGAUACGCCGUGGAAGGAUGUGAGCUCUGUUUGGCUCUCCACUUCAGCCUUUUCUUGAAGAAAAAGAAGUUAAAGCACGUUGGUGUUUUAAACAGGCACCGGAGAGACUUGAAGUGGACAUGGGAGACGUGCUGUGUUCACACGCAUCACGUUAAAAGGAGUGCUGAUAACAGAGAUGGCAGGCUCUGCUUGCUUAACAGCGGUACUCGUUGGACUGUUGCUGUUGGUCUCUGCUUGCCACGCAGAGUCAGAGGGAGAUGGUAAGCGGCUGUGUACGUGCGAGAAUGACAAAGGCACUUGUGUGAACGACACAUGCCGAGGGGACGUCUGCUUCUACAUGUGGGUGCACGGCCACGAGGAGAAAGGCUGCUUCUCGAGUCAUAACUACAGAGAGCAGUGCCUCACUUCCUUUGAACGCUUCCACGUCUACUGUUGCAGAGAGGACCUAUGCAACGCCUAUGCCACGCCACCUCCAAACAUAGAUGGAGAGACGACGACGAUGUCCCCACAGCAGCCUCGUCCAGAGCUGUGGAUCACUGUGGCUCUGCUACUCUUGUUCAUGGUGGCCAGUUUAUGCGGCCUGCUGAUAUUCCUGCACUUCCGACGUGCACAUUCCCGCCUCAAAAAUGUUGAUGACCAUGAUGUCACCAUGCUCAAGGUCCCCAAUGGAGAUGACCCUACAUAUGGUGGUAUAUUUGAUGAGUUUUGUACAUCAGGCAGUGGAACCGGGCUGCCCUAUCUGGUCCAAAGGACUAUGGCCCGGCAGAUCUCUCUUGUGGAAUGUGUUGGUAAAGGCAGGUAUGGAGAGGUGUGGAGGGGAACUUGGAUGGGCGAGAGUGUAGCUGUCAAAAUCUUCUCCUCAAGGGACGAGCAAUCAUGGUUCAGAGAGACGGAGAUUUACAAUACUGUGCAGCUCAGGCACGACAACAUAUUGGGCUUCAUAGCGUCUGAUAUGACAUCCAAGAAUUCCAGCACCCAGCUGUGGCUCGUCACGCACUUUCACGAGCUGGGUUCGCUCUAUGACUUCCUGCAGUACAGCAGUUUGGAGCCCGAGAGCUGCCUGAGGAUGUGUCUGUCUAUGGCCUGUGGCUUGGUCCACCUCCAUACCGAGAUCGUCAGCUCCCAGGGCAAACCGGCCAUCGCCCACAGAGAUUUGAAAAGCAGAAAUAUCCUGGUGAAGAGGAAUGGGCAGUGCUGCAUCGCUGACCUUGGUCUGGCUGUGAUUCACUCUCAGUCCAAUGACUAUCUGGAUGUGGGCCACAACCCUCGAGUUGGGACUAAACGCUACAUGGCGCCGGAGGUGCUGGAUGAGAGCAUACGUAUGGAUGUCUUUGAGUCCUACAAGCAAACAGACAUCUGGGCCCUGGGCUUGGUCUUCUGGGAAAUUUCACGCAGAACAAUUGUCAACGGGAUUGUGGAAGAGUAUCGUCCUCCCUUCUUUGACCUGGUGCCCUCUGAUCCCAGCUAUGAAGAGAUGAAGAAAGUAGUCUGUGUGGACCAGCAGAGACCCAGCUUGCACAACCGGCUUCACUCCCACCCAAUUAUGACGUCCAUAGUGAAGAUCAUGAAGGAGUGUUGGUUCCAGAACUCGCCGGCCCGCCUCACAGCACUGCGGGUGAAGAAGACCCUCUCCAAACUUGACCAUGACACUGACUUCAGGAUCAAAAAACUCAAACAGGACAUCUAGCUCACAACGCCAACAAUUGGAAGCGGACUAAAAAUAAAAAUUGCUUGAAGGGAUUUAUUUUUCCACAUUCCUUGUCACAGGUGAAUAUCAGUACUUUAUUAGUUAUCGUCUCUAACAUUUAGUGCAUUUUCACAAAAUAAUAUAUUUUUCAGCAGUAGUGUCUAGACUGUUAAGCGCCAAAGACUAUUUUACUUUCCCCAGACCAAAAUCGCAAAAUAAAAGCUGAAAACAGACUCUAUGAAGAGAGACCUUCACUAUGAAUCAUAGUUAUUAUGCUCAUUAUAACGCAAUGUAUUUUCUCUGAACACCUUUAGCUUUUGUUUAAUUACCGCAGUGUGAAUUGGACGCGCACACACAUUAAGAUAUUUAGUUUUGUAUAUAUCCAACACAGUAUUUUUCUGUCCCAAAAUGUCAAUCUAUUUCGAUUUGUACUUAAAUGUAAAAAAAAAAAGGGGGGGGCAUCACGGUGGAACAGGGGUUAGUGCAUGUGCCUCACAAUACGAAGGUCCUGAGUAGUCCUGAGUUCAAUCCCGGGCUCCGGAUCUUUCUGUGUGGAGUUUGCAUGUUCUCCCCGUGACUGUGUGGGUUCCCUCCGGGUACUCGGGCUUCCUCACACCUCCAAAAACAUGCACCUGGGGAUAGGUUGAUUGGCAACACUAAAUUGGCCCUAGUGUGUGAAUGUGAGUGUGAAUGUUGUCUGUCUAUCUGUGUUGGCCCUGCGAUGAGGUGGCGACUUGUCCAGGGUGUACCCCGCCUUCUGCCCGAAUGCAGCUGAGAUAGGCUCCAGCGCCCCCGCAACCCCAAAAGGGACAAGCGGUAGAAAAUGGAUGGAUGGAUGUACUUAAAAAGGGACAUGCAAUAUUAAAUAUGUUAAAUAUACCUGUACUUUUCAAAUGCUUGGCAUUUGAACGCUGACUUGUACCAUUGUACUUUAUGCAAUACUAUUUUUGACCGCCAGAGGCCACCAGACAUUAGGGAUAAAGAAUUUUAAGGCUAACGUUGGCAGAUCAGUAUUUUACAAACCACUGAAGUGAGACGCCAAUAAAUCGGGUUAGACCAGGCCGGCAUUAAUACAAACAAGUCCUAACUAAAAUGCCAGACAAAUGAAGAAAAAAAAGUCAAUGUCUGACUUAUGUAUGGGGGUUAAGGGAUUUGAGUUCUAGAGCACAGCUAAGUUGGCCGGUAUUCAUUUAUUGAUGAACAUUUAAUUAAUUAUAAUUAAGUAAUACAAUUUAUCUUACAUUUUUCUUUGAAAUACAUAUUUCCACAGUGAUGAUUUAAGUGUUUAUUUAUCUUUUUUAUUGUAGUUUUCUUUUCUUUUUCUUUUUUUACUUUAUUAGUGUUCACCACACAGACCCACUGGUGUCAACUUUAGAGUCAGGAGAUCGAAUCUUCAUUAGAGCAAUUCUGUGUGGAAUUUUCAUGUUCUCCACGUGCAUGGUGAUUGUCCAGGUACACUCUGGCUUCCUCCCACAUUCCAAACAUGUGCAUGUUAGGCCACUUGGAUAAUCUAAAUCAGGGGUGUCAAACUCAUUUUAGAUCUGGGGCCACAUGGAGAAAAAUGUACUCCCAAGUGCCACUGGUAAAAUCACGGCACGAUAACUUAAAAAUAAAGACAACUCCAGAUUGUUUUCUUUGUUUAAAAAUAGAACAAGCACAUUCUGAAAAUGUACAAAUCAAAAUGUUGUUGGGGUUUUUUUUUACACUUACAUGUUGUGGUUAAUAGUAUUCUAUCUUUAUUUGUCGUUAUUUAUACUUUCUGAAUAAAUUAUGUGAUAAUGUACAUCAGUCAACUCAUUGGUGUUAAUUUUCAAUCCAUCAAGAUAAAAAAAAUAUCAAAAUCAAAUUACAGAAUGUUAUUUAUGUAAAUUGCUAAUUUUCCUCGUCAUCAUGUGUUUUGUUUUAUAUAUGUAGCAUCUACAAAGAUACAAAGAAUUGCUAUUGCGACAUUUAGUGGACACAUUUAGAACAGCAGUUCUUUUAUUCAUAAAUUUCGCCUCAUUUUUAUACUUAGCAAAACCUGUUCAGCCCGUGGGCCGUACGUUUGACACCCUUGAUCUAAAUCAUCCAUAUACGUUGAUGAUUGUUUGUCUUUUGAGCAGGGGCGUGAGGUCAGGGUAGGCAGGUGAGGCAGCGCCUCGCUUGUCAUGAUGAAAAUAAAAAAUAUGUAUAUAAUCAACCGUAAAAUAAAUGUUAAUAUUUGUCCAGUAAACUGUUUAUUUUGUAUGAUUACAAUUGUUUUUUAACAUUUAUUUAAGUAAAAAAAAUCCCUACAUUUGCAUUCACACUUAACAUAAGGCUUCCGUGUGUUUGUUCCGCUUCUUGUUUUUGCGUGUGCUUAUGUGGAAAGCAAAAGAGGCGCAGGGCGUGGCUUUAUGGCUGGUCUGAUUGUCACAAUGUCGCCAAAUUAAUGUUUUGCAGAGACAUUUUUACACCACAAAUUUGUAGUUUAUUAGUCUUGAUAAUUUGACUGUAAAUAGAGAAAAGAGGCACAUAAUUAUUGCUAGUGAUGUGCGAUACCACGUUUCUUUCCGAACCGAUACUGAGUAAAAAUUUAAGCUGGCAUCGGCGAUAUCGAUACUGUGUGCAAACAACCUAAUCUGUCUGCUAAAAUUUUAAAAGUUGUGCAUUUCAAAUAAUACCAUGUCUCAUAACAUAAGGAAUACAAGACAGGGUUAUUUAUUCAUUGAUAUUGAGGUAGUGACGUAAAUAACCAUACAGUCAAUCUAACGUAAUGAAACAGAAAAAAUAACAGGACAAAAUUAUACAAAGUGUACGAAAAUGGUGUUUCAAACCAUAAAAAAGGAAAUUAAUACAAUAAUAAAUGUUAUGAUCGAUUGCCCGGAUCAUGUUUUGUUCUGUUAGUUUGACUACAUCAGUUCUGUUUUCAGCACCCCUGGGGUUGUGUUUUAGUUGCCAUGACUGCUGAUUAGUUUCACCUGCCUCUGAUUAGUGUUCAGGAAGCUCACCUGCUCCUGGGCACUAAUCAGAGAGUUACUUAUUCCUGUUUUUCGCCACAAUCAGUCUGGCCUCCUUGUUUGCGCUACGCAACAGUGACGACGUCUUCUAUUUGCUCCCAUGCAACCCGUUACGUUAAGUAUUUCUACAAUCUUUGAUUCCUGUUCCUGUGCUAAGCUUCCCCAUAGCUCCCACGCUAUCGGCACGCUUUUCUGUCUUUUUGUAUUUUUGCAUGAUUUCAUGGACAAUAAAUCAAUGUCUCACCUGCACCUUGCCUCGGAGUUCAUGCUGCAUCUUGGGAAAACGAUCCGCACAGUAUAAUGCGACCCCGUCGUUACAAUAAAAGCAUUAAAAUAAAUGUAUUUUUAAGAACUUCCAUUAGUAUAAAAAACUAAUUCACGAUUCAGUUACAUGAACA
Entelurus aequoreus (snake pipefish) is the source of this 5407-nucleotide messenger RNA. RefSeq names its product activin A receptor like type 1 (gene acvrl1). The coding region runs from base 520 to 2031 and encodes 503 amino acids. Gene Ontology annotation, cellular component: BMP receptor complex; plasma membrane. Gene Ontology annotation, biological process: protein phosphorylation; dorsal/ventral pattern formation; angiogenesis. NCBI's taxonomy places the organism in Eukaryota, Metazoa, Chordata, Actinopteri, Syngnathiformes, Syngnathidae. Gene Ontology annotation, molecular function: SMAD binding; transforming growth factor beta receptor activity, type I; ATP binding. The transcript is spliced from 10 exons. The record is from RefSeq and is a predicted model, not a curated record.